Messenger RNA from Drosophila obscura, 3193 nucleotides. RefSeq names its product USP6 N-terminal-like protein (gene RN-tre). The record is from RefSeq and is a predicted model, not a curated record. Bases 403 to 2193 code for a protein of 596 amino acids. Lineage: Eukaryota; Metazoa; Arthropoda; Insecta; Diptera; Drosophilidae. The transcript is spliced from 6 exons.
ACUGUUAGCAGUGCAGUAAAUUCAUUGCUCGUUGCUAGCCAAUACAAUUUGAAUAGACUAGACUGAACUUGCUGACCUUUCAAGAGUUACCAGACCGGGCAGAAAUUGUUGUUGCAGCCCUGAUCUGAAUUUUACCAUCACUAAAUGUAACAAUCGAAUCGUACAAUCUGAACAUGCAGCCAAAGUAGUGAAAAAAACUGUUUAACAAACACUUAAAUGGUGUAUUUUUAAAGAGUUCAAGCCUCAAAAUUAAAUGUUUCGCGCUAUCGCUAAGCCAGCGAAGAAGCAGCAGCCACUCCCCAUACUCGCCCAAGUCAACUGAGAGUACUAAUUCUAUAAUUGUGGCCUCCUCCUGCGCCACCGCCACCGCCUCGUCCACCUUCUCCUCUCAGCCUGUCCACGAUGACGGAUGGUGAACAGCGGGAGGCCUUGGUUAGGCGUGCCGAGGACGAGCGCGAGGAGAUUGUCAAGCGCUACGAGCUGGGCCUCGAUCCCACCAACAUUGUGGAUCCGUGGGAGAAUCCCACAUUCGAAAUCUAUCACAUAACUGACAAAUAUGGCUUUAUGCACGACUCCCGCCUGCCCACCACGCGCAACUCUCAGGAAAUGCAGCUAACCAAGAUUGAGCUCGAGCGUGAUAAAAAGUGGAUGAAGAUGCUCGCCAAGUGGCCGCCACCUCAGGACAAGCUGCACACACGUGUGUACAAGGGAAUCCCCAAGGCCGUUCGCUGGCCAGCCUGGAAGAAGCUGCUCAAUGUCGACCAGUCGAUGGCCAACAAUGUCGGCGUUUAUCCCCGUAUGCUCCAGCUGGCCAAGAAAUACUCCACGGAGACGCGCCAGAUCGACGCCGAUGUGAAUCGCCAGUUCAGAGACAAUCUUGCCUAUCGGGAGCGCUACAGCAUCAAGCAGUGCUCGCUGUUCAAUGUGCUCAAUGCUUAUAGUAUCUACAACUCGGAGCUGGGCUACUGCCAGGGGAUGGCUUGCGUGGCUGGGGUGCUGCUGCUAUUUAUGCAGGAGGAGGAGGCCUUCUGGGCCCUAAAUACACUGAUGACCGACCAAAAAUAUGGCAUGCACGGACUGUUCAUUGAGGGAUUCCCCAAGCUGACGCGCUUCAUCGACCACCACGAUCGCAUUUUGUCCAAGAUCAUGCGCAAGCUACACAAGCAUUUCACCAAACACAAUGUAGACGCCCUGCUCUAUGCCAUCAAGUGGUUCUUCGUGGUCUUCGUAGAGCGGGUCCCAUUCAGUCUGAGUCUACGCGUGUGGGACAUAUUUCUGUUGGAUGGUGAUCGAGUUAUUCUGGCCAUGGCCAUCACCAUUCUAUAUCUGCACAAGGAUGAGCUGCUCCGCAUGAAGGAUAUGGACGCCAUCAUUGAGUAUCUGCAAGUGAAGCUCCACAAGAACUUUGGCUACUCUGACGACGACGCCAUACAUGCCCUCGAACGUGUGAUGAAGAAGCUGAAGGACUUGAAGCUUGAUGCGCCGCCACCAGCCAAAUCGAACGAGUUUCCCUCGCGCACCUUGGGCGAUUUCGUCGAGGCGGAUUUGGAAAAGAAAAUCGGACGUAGACGCAACGAUUACUCAGACACGGAGAAGCAAGUCAUAACAGAUGUGAUAUCAAGACAAGAACAGAAUGCAAUUGAUGUGCAAUCGACGGUGUCCUAUGAGACUUCGGAGUGCGCUACGGGUGAUGCAUACUCAAUGAAAACCUAUCAGAGUAUCACUAGCUUAGCCACCUCGCCGGCAAAUAGCAGCUACUCGCUGUACAGCAGCGGAUACGUGGUGACCACUAUUGAGAAUGCCCACGACCACAAGCACGACCCCAGUCGCAGCCAGAGUAUCCACAAUCUCACCUAUCUCAACUCUCAGCCGCCGCAGCAUGCCCUUCCCAAUGGGUUGCAGCACAUGCGGCACAGCUUCAGCAGCGAUAGCGACAGUCGCAAUCGCCUCGAUCUGGAUCAGGCACUGGAGGCGCUCCAGAGACAACAGUUGUACAUGCACGUGAAGCCACAACCAGCACUAGCAGCUGGCCCCCGGGAGCUGGAGCGGGGUCUUUAUAUCGUGCAGAAUGGAGACAGGCAUAUGGAUCAACAGCAGCCAAAUGGUGUCCAUGUUAAUGUCAAUGCCAAUGCCAAUGCCACUGAUGCUGAUGAUAAUGAUGAUGCGUUGAGCGUGGAGAACACGCGCCUUUAGUUUUUAGUUGAUUUCUAAUAUUUAAUCUUUCUUUUUUUAGUUAAUGUCUUCCUUUAUGGUUUGUAAAACGCAUUUGCCAACUGCAAUUCCAAUCCCCCAUUGCCCACAAUGAAAAUUUUCACAUACUUAGCUUUAAUUUUUGUAUUUUCACCGCGUUGCAACGGGAAAACUGAAUUGUUAAUCAUUUUCUAGCGUUAAUCAAUGUUUGUAUUUAGUUUUUUUCUACUUUUAUGUGUUGCCUCCUCCUCCACACUCUUUGAUAUUAAAUACCUACUUACAUAUGUAUUCCAAACUGAUAACUCCUAAGAUUCCAACGAUUCCAACGUGUGAAACUACGUACAACGAUUAAUAUUUAUUGAUAUCUAUCCGCCUAACGACCUUUCCAAACUACUUUGCACCUACUUUCCCAUGCAUUUACUCAUACAUUUAUUGCAUACAUAUAUUAUUAUCGCUUUACGAAAGAAACUCAAAUUUAGUUUACCUUAAAGCCAAAUUGAAAUGGUAGUUGUAAUUUGAUUAGCCAAUAAUUAUACCAAUAUGAUUAUAUAUACAACAUACGAGUACGAGUAUACCGAAUCCCUUUACGUACCGUACCGUACCACACAAAUAAAUAUAAUUUUAUACUGAAAAUGAACUCACCUGCCAGCAUGAUUAAUGAAUAUUGAUUAUACCUACCCGAAUAUACAUAAAUAGGGCUACCUACACAUUUAUUUCCGAUUCGAUAUUUGUAAUGCAAGAACGUGUUUCAGAUUCAGAGAUCUACUGUAUGAAUCCGAUUUUUGCACCACCUCACAAACACCACCACCACUUCGUACAACCACAACAACACUAACACCGCUAACAACAAAAACUUCACAUUUACACCUCAAUCACAUCCUCAACUCAACUCAACGAAAACUAAAUGAAAUUUUCAAAAACCAAACUUCUUUCCAACGCAUUGGCCACACAACGAACUGGGAUUGGGUUCUGUUCGAUAAUUGACAAAACAAACAAAAACUAA